AUGAGUCUGCCUCUGCCCACCCAGACGGACUCUAAGCCAGGUUUCUCUCUCCAGGCGCUUAAAUCGCGCGCUGUCGUAUCGCCCAGAGCUCGCUUGGCCUCGAGAAAACCCAUUUGGCUCGCGACCCCAUCUACAUGGGAUCCUGACUUUGAUCCUCCUCCACCUCCUCCACACGAGGCAGGUGCGCCAGUCAAACCGCCAGUCGAUACCGUCAUGGCGGAUCGUGCCGAAGCGGUCCGCAACGCCUUUCGACACGCGUACAGCGGGUAUACAAAUGCUGCAUGGAAUUAUGACGAAUUAUUACCAACUAGUAAUGGGAGCACGAACAACUUCAAUGGAUGGGGUGUCUCUGUAAUCGACGCGAUUAGCACUAUGCAGCUCAUGGGUCUCAAAUCUGAAUACGAUGGCGCACUCGAUUUUGUCACGAAAAUGAAUUUCGACAUUAACAACGACGGCCAUGCCCGUUUUUCGAGACGGCAAUCAGGUCGUUUCCAACCCCGUAUCAUUGCAGCGAAUGCGCAUUCUAACGCCUAUGCCGGCCGAGAACAUAUCUUGCUCCAAAAGGCUGCGCUCUUGGCGGACAAACUCUUACCAGUCUUUGACUCUCCAUCUGGGCUGCCUUUCUUUGGAGUACGUACGAGCGGGCCCCCGCCAGUUUACCCUACCGAUGAUCCAAAGAGCUACAAGUAUUCCACAGCUAGCGACAACGCUCCUGGCGCGCGCCUUGCUCCUGGUGGAUCUGCACCAUUGGCCGAGUUUGCAAGUUGCCAGAUGGAACUGAAGUAUCUCUCAUGGGCAACGGGACAAGCUAGAUAUUUCUUGGCUGCCGAACGUGUUAUGGAUGUGAUGAAGAAAGCUGCACCGAAUCUCCCUUUGCCUGGUUUGUUCCCUAUUUGGUGGGAGCGUACUAAUGGAACCCCGGUUGGAGACAAAGUGUCACUAGGCGCAAUGGCAGAUAGCGGAUUCGAGUAUUUGCUCAAGCAGUAUCUUCUCACCGGAAGGACCGAGACUGCUCUAAGGGACCUAUGGCUCCAGGCGUCUGAUUCGAUUAUUUCCCACAUGCUGUUUAUCUCUCCGAACCGCAAACUUCUCUACGUCACCGACAUUGCCAGUCCCGCACACACUCCGGCGGGCAAACUUGAGCAUUUGUCGUGCUUCCUUCCGGGGCUUUUCGCACUGGGCGCGGAUCAGUUGACUGAAAAAGAGGGAAUGACCAAGGAGCGCAAGGAGCGAUACAUGUGGGCCGCUAUUGGAUUGACCAAUACAUGCAUUGGCGUCUACGAGGAUAUGCAAACUGGUCUCGGAGCCGAAAUCGUCCAAUUCCAAACCCAGAAUCCCAAAUGGAUCGACGAACUCACGAAAUGGGAGCAGACGCGCAAGCCGGGUGACCUCCCGCCAGGUGUAACAUCCAAAUGGACUCGACUUGAAUCGGAUCAGCAGCGAGACUACUACGUAUCAGAUGCCAGAUGGUUAUCCCGCCCAGAGGGCGAAAAGACUCUGGAAAGCGUGUUCUUGCUUUGGCGCACGACCAAGGAUCCUGUUUGGCGUGAACGUGGAUGGGCAGCCUUCCAAGCGAUCGAAAAGUACUCCAAAACCAAGUACGGUUAUGGCAGCGUUACGCAUGUGGAUAACAAGGCUGCAGCAGCAGCGACCGAUUCUCAACCGAGUUACUUCCUCGCUGAGACGCUCAAGUACCUCUUCCUGCUAUUCAGCGACGACAGCGCGCUGCCGCUCGACAAAUUCAUAUUCAAUACCGAGGCGCAUCCUCUGGGUGUCUGGAAAUGGAGAGAUUGGGAGAUGAAGAAGUAUAACAUUCAUUAG
Molecule: messenger RNA, 1821 nt
Organism: Rhizoctonia solani
Lineage: Eukaryota; Fungi; Basidiomycota; Agaricomycetes; Cantharellales; Ceratobasidiaceae
Product: glycoside hydrolase family 47 protein
Exons: 12
Coding region: 1-1821 (606 amino acids)
Biological process (GO): carbohydrate metabolic process; N-glycan processing
Cellular component (GO): endoplasmic reticulum; Golgi membrane
Molecular function (GO): calcium ion binding; mannosyl-oligosaccharide 1,2-alpha-mannosidase activity
Source: RefSeq, a predicted model, not a curated record